Messenger RNA from Chara braunii, 2199 nucleotides. The record is from the annotation of a GenBank genome assembly. Lineage: Eukaryota; Viridiplantae; Streptophyta; Charophyceae; Charales; Characeae.
UCGUGACCAGGACCAGCUUGGGUUGUGCGGUAGAGUGUUUGCAUGGGAGGAAUUACAGUGGCGGAGGGCGCGCGGGCGUGGUGGUUUUGCAAUUGAAUUGGCCGUCAGAGAUGGAAGCAGAAAAGCGGGUCCUUGUGCGCACCUUUCUCGUUCUCUCCCUGGUCUCCGUGGCGUCGAUUUCUGUGAUCUACAUCUUGUCUCUGCACCCAGCGGAGAGCAAUUCUGCUUCUCGUCCUCCUCCUCCUACUCCUUCUCCGCCCCCUCCUCCACAUUCUGUAUGUUGGGAUGGGCCUGCACUCUUUCAGCGGGACAUAGAGAAUCGAGAGUCCAACCCACCGCAUCAGCAGCAGCAGGAGGACAUCUCUUUGUCGACCCACGAUUCUUCCUCUUCUCUUGCAAUGUCCUUAACAGCCGCUUCUUCUUCUUCUUCUUCUUCUUCUUCUUCUUCUGCUUCUGCUGCUGCUGCUGCUGCUUCUUCUUCCUCUUCAGAUGUCGUUGCCUCUGAUCCUCCUCCUGCUGGCCGUUCUGCUGGUGAUCGAUCGUCGUCGAUGGCGGCUUCUCGAUUGCUUGAUGGUAUGCCACGUGGCGGGGCCACCGGCACUCGAGUUCAGGUAGUAGGGGUGGGAUGUCGGUCGUGUUAUGCGGGAUCCACUUGCAGCUUCGACAUAAGAUUGUCAUCAGGGGCGUUUUGGCACGACAGUGAGCUGACGAGGAGAAGGGAGCUGAUGGUGAAGAUAGAUGGCCCUUCGCUCUUGGAAGGGGCGGCUCUUCCGGUCACCUCCUCUGGCAGUGGAUUAGAAUGGUCGGUGUCUUAUACCCCCUUCGAUGCCGGCGUCUAUCGUGUGUCUGUCUACGCUGAAUGUGCCAUCCCGCCUCAACCGGGAAUCAACGGCUCUCUCUUCUCCAUUCCCAUCAAGAAUGCACACGACCAGGCUUCGAACACCAUAGCCCGGUUCCGGCUGACUGUGUACAAAGACGAGCCCUCUCCUCGGACGGCAUUGCCGCCUUGCGACGGAGGCUUUUUUGGUCGCUGGCUUCCCCUCACCCCGCCAAACAAGGGCCAUCAUCAUGAUGAUGAUCAUGAUCAUGAUGCUGACGGCGACGUCGUGCACAAGAACGACGACGAUGACGACGAGGAGGAUGACGACGUCGAUGUUGACGUGAACAUCAACAACGACGACGACGUUGACGUCAACAACAACGACGACGACGACGAUGUUGACGUCAACAGCGACGACGACGACGACGACGGGAAGGGGAAGACGAACGGCUAUCGCUGGGAGUUCUUCGACUGCGCGAAGCAGGUAGAUGCGGUCGGGUUCGUGGAAGCGAUGGCGGCGAAGGGGAUCCGAGAGAUAUCGUUCGUCGGGGACUCGCAUAACCGACGGCUGUAUCACCACGUGGCUUAUUUGUUGACGGGCAGCGUUAAGUAUUCGGAGAGGAUCGCACAUAACGACCUGUCGCGCGACGUGUCGGUGGUGGGAGGAGGUAGGAGGGUUAAUCUGACGCUACGGUUCAUCUUUGUCCCCGGACUUUGGGACGGCAGCGGGAGCUAUGGCUGCCCUGUCGAGGCGAAUUUCGAGCGACGGAGGACGACGCCCCAUCUCCCCUCGGGAGGGCUGUUCGUCUUCAACUCCGCUCACUGGACUUACACUUUUUGCCGCGAACCAGAGAUGGCUUAUGCGAGAUACCUGCCGGAUUACUUGGAAUGGGGGAGGAGGCUGGCCGAUCAAGAAGGGUCCAGGUUGGUGUGGAGAAGCACGACGGCCUUCAAUGUGAGGACAUGGGGGUGUCGUUGGGGGUUAUUUGAGUAUGCAAGAAAUUACACCCCCUGGAGGAGAAGGGGGAAUGGCAAAGGGGAGACGUAUCGACCGCCCUUGGGACGAACAAACGCAGGAUUGAGAUUAGCUAACGAAUUCGCAAAGCGCGCCGCCGAUGUGGCUGGCUUUCAGUAUUAUGACAGCUGGCAGGUGGAAGCUCCCUUUUACUUCGACUCAUCUUCCCUGGACUGCCAUUACUCGGAUGUCACCCAAGACGGACGGAUGAGGGGGAUUGUGGGAGAGGCAGUUGCGCGACACUUCAUGAGUUGGGCGGCAACGCGUAUGCGAUGAUGAUUUGGUUGGGGGGGGGAAGGGGGGGCGGGAAGUGGGGGCAAAGGGCGCAAUUAAAGAAGCGGGGGAAAGAAUGCCAGCUUCGUCA